AAUUCAAGGGUCUGUAUGGAUUCAGCUUUAACAUAUCCACUGCACCACUAAGCAUAAAUUCUCUCUCUCUAUUGAAAUGUGGCACAGUGAGCAGAUGGUUCAGACACAUGGAGGAGACAUUUAGUGUCUGAAUCUUCACACAUGUUUGAUUCUCAGUUUUGUCUAUAAAUUAAGACUUCACCACCAAGAGUGUUUCAGACCAACUUCCUUUAAGAUGAGUUAUACAACUGCUUCCAUUGGUUCUGGUAGUAGAACGGCUAGGAGAACGGUCGAGUUUGGUCGGACGUAUGUGGUGAGGCCAAAAGGGAAGCAUCAAGCAACUGUGGUUUGGUUGCACGGUCUUGGUGAUAACGGCUCGAGUUGGUCUCAACUACUGGACAACCUUCCCCUGCCAAAUAUUAAAUGGAUAUGCCCAACCGCUCCUACUCGCCCCGUGACUGUGCUUGGUGGAUUUCCUUGCACUGCAUGGUUUGAUGAAGGAGAGCUCUCAGAAGACGGUCCAAAUGAUGUCAAAGGUUUAGAUGCUUCGGUAUCGCACAUAGCAAACUUGUUAUCUACAGAGCCUUCUGAUGUUGCACUUGGUAUUGGGGGAUUUAGUAUGGGUGCUGCAUGUGCUCUUUACUCUGCAACUUGUUUCGCUCAGGGAAGAUUUGGAAACGGUAGCCCUUUUCCGGUUAACUUGAAGGCUAUCGUCGGAUUGAGCGGCUGGCUUCCGGGUGCAAGGAAUUUGAGAAAUAUGGUAGCAGGAUCACAAGACGGUGCUAGGCGUGCUGCCUCAUUGCCCAUUUUGCUAUGUCAUGGACUAUGUGACGAAGUUGUCCCAUACAAAUUCGGAGAGAGGUCCUCUCAGAUCUUGAGCUCGGCUGGAUUCAGAUACGUUGCAUUUAAAACAUACGAAGGCAUCGGACACUACACGGUCCCUAAAGAAAUGGAAGAGGUAUGUCAAUGGCUAAAUGCAAGGCUUGGAGCCUGAGUGAUUGCCAUGGAUGACAUUAAUGGUUUAUUGCACGUAGUUCAAUGAACAGUCGGGUGAACGGUAGUCAAAGGAAAGAUGGUCAUUUUGUGGUUUUGGGAUAAAUCAGUAGGAAUUGAUGGGGGGUAUGAAUGGUAUUGUAAUUGAGCUUCUUGAUGUAAAAUAAUGAUUUUGGAAGAGUUUGUUUUUCUGAUUGCGUUUG
This is a messenger RNA of Cynara cardunculus var. scolymus (artichoke), 1175 nucleotides long. Its product is annotated as acyl-protein thioesterase 2-like. NCBI's taxonomy places the organism in Eukaryota, Viridiplantae, Streptophyta, Magnoliopsida, Asterales, Asteraceae. The transcript has 10 exons. Gene Ontology annotation, molecular function: hydrolase activity. The record is from RefSeq and is a predicted model, not a curated record. The coding region runs from base 215 to 973 and encodes 252 amino acids.